Messenger RNA from Gigantopelta aegis, 1541 nucleotides. RefSeq names its product ras-related protein Rab-43-like. Bases 82 to 723 code for a protein of 213 amino acids. The record is from RefSeq and is a predicted model, not a curated record. The transcript has 4 exons. NCBI's taxonomy places the organism in Eukaryota, Metazoa, Mollusca, Gastropoda, Neomphalida, Peltospiridae. Gene Ontology annotation, molecular function: GTPase activity; GTP binding.
CAAAGUUUUACUUCUGUGGCAAAAUGUUGGACAUUGUUUCACUGAAUAAUACUUGAUCGGGUUCAGGGUUUCGUUUCGACUAUGGCGUAUCAUUCUUCCCAUGACCCAGACGAGCAGUUUGAUUAUUUAUUUAAAAUUGUUUUAAUUGGUGACGCAGGAGUGGGCAAAACGUGUGUGGUACAGAGGUUCAAAUCGGGGUCCUACACCGAGAAACAUGGAAGUACAAUCGGGGUUGAUUUUACCAUGAAGACUUUAAAUAUUGAUGGAAAGCUUGUAAAGCUCCAGAUUUGGGAUACAGCUGGACAAGAACGGUUCCGCACGAUCACACAGAGCUACUACCGCAGUGCAAACGGUGUGAUCAUCGCCUACGACAUCACCAAGAGAUCCUCCUUUGACAACAUUCCUCGUUGGCUGGAAGACGUGAAGAGAUAUGCGGGAAUCAAUAUAGUUCAGCUUAUUAUAGGAACUAAGAAUGACCUUGAGAGUCUGCGGGAGGUGAGUGCGGAGGAGGCACGGAGUUACGCCCAGCAGCACGGCAUGCUGACCCACGUGGAGACAAGUGCCAAGGAAAACAACAAUGUUGAUGAUGCUUUCUUAAGUAUUGCCAAGGAACUAAAGAGGCGUUAUGGAGGGGAUAUCACUCUGGAUGGGUCUGACAUGGACGGGAUCCGACUUAGCUCACAGAGCAUAGGCGCAGACAGAUGGAGCUGCUGUAAGAGCUAACGCAAGCUGUAGGAGCCAACAGGAGCUGUAUGAGCUGAUACAGACUGUAGGAGCUAGCAGGACCUGGAGCUAGUUGUCAUAGAGAACGAUUGGAUCAUCAAAUCUUGAGCUUUCAAAACAUUUGCAGCCUGGACUCCAUGAAAUGGGAACCAAAGGUCAUGGGAUCAAUUCUCAGUGAUUCCCCCAUUCCAAACAUUGCUCCACAAAGCUGUGGUAUGUGCUAUCAUGUCUGUGGUAUAGUGUAUAUUAUAACUGACUUCUCGCUAGUAAUUAUUAAGAAGAGCAUAUGAGAAUCAGCUUUCUGUCCUGACUCUUGCUAUCAGUCAUUAAGUAAAGAGACUGUCCUGAGUUUGCUGCCAUUGUGGCAUGUUUUCAACUCAAGAUCCUCUUCCAUCAUCAACAUUAAAUAUUAAAUACACUUUAUUCUUCAGAGUAUCCAUUUCUGUAUAUUUAGUGUGUUUUUGGAUGUCUUAACAGGGCUCGAAAUAGUGCCUUGCAAACAGUAGUCCUACAGGUGAAAAACAACCCUUCACUAAAAUUACCGAAAAUGCCAGGUAAUUUUUCAAGACAUGUACGAUUAUCUCAUCUUCUACUUAGUGGAGACUGAUUGUUAUAUAGAGGGUAUUUCGUGUUUUUUGUCAAAUAUAAUUUAUAUCUCAUCGACUGAAGUUUGCAAUUAUAUCUCACGGGUCACGCUUGCAAACUUCACAAGAUGAGAUAUAAAUCAUAUUUGACAAAAAACAUGAAAUUUUCUAUUUAUUAUAUAACAUUUAGCAAUUUACCUUUAUUUUUAAAAUGCCAGCAGCAAAAUAGUUACA